AUGGAGGCCAAACAGAAGCUGGAAACGCUCCUAAGCGAGCUAGAGAAGGUGAACAGUCUACCGAGGCUGUCAUCGGCAGUUCAAGAUGUAGAUCAGGUCAUCCAGCUUCUCAGCGAAGCUCGGGAACAGAUCGCCGGAGCAAUGGAUCCGCACACCGCGAGCAUGACUAUGACGAGACUCCAGAAUCCCAUCAAGUUCGCCUUCGGAAAGGUCAACGACGAUUUGAAGGCCGCAUCGUCGGCACACAAGAAGCUAGGCAGGUCGUUGGACAAGCAUUUCCCCCUCAAGGAACUCCCCACCGAUAACGCCUGUAUGGACGACCACCUCCCACUCAUCAACCGCGCGAUCGCCAUGCAUUUACUGCGGGAAGGCCAGUUUUCUGUUGCCGCGACGUUUAUAAACGAAGUUCAAACCAAAAACCCGGCAGCUCCCGCGGCGGCGGUGACGAGUGGCCCCACCUAUGAUGAACCCAUGGACGAAGAUGAAGACGAGGACGAGGACGAGGAUGAUUACAACGUCGACGAAGAGGACGAUGAGAACGAAGACCACAUCGAAGCCGACCCGCCGCCGGCGAACCAAAACAACGAGGAUGAUGAGUACGACCUAAACUCACUCCACUCUCAAGAACUCCAGGACAAGUUCGCCGAGAUGUACAACAUUUUGCAGCAGCUGAAAGCCCACAAUCUGCUGCCUGCUAUCGAGUGGGCACGCUCCAACUCGGCCGAAUUGGAAGCCCGUGGCAGCAAUCUAGAAUUUGAGUUGUCCAAGCUCCAAUACGUUUGGCUGUUUAUGGGCCCAGGAGUCGACGGCCUUCCCAACGACGCCCAGAGCGGCCGCUUCGGUGCGCUUGCCUACGCCCGCCAGAACUUUGGCCGCUUUCGGACUCGCCACCUGCGCGAGAUUCAGGAGCUCGCGUCGGCCAUGGUCUUUGCGCCAAACCUAGCCGAGUCCCCUUACCACCUGACUUUUUCUGCUGUUUCCGCCACCUUCGCCGACGUUGCCGCCUCCUUCACCCGCGAGUUCUGCAGCCUGCUCGGCCUGUCUGCCGAGUCUCCCCUUUACCUCGCCGUCACAGCGGGUGCUCUCGCCCUACCGCGUCUCAUGAAGUACAUGCUCGCCACCCGUUCCAAAGGGACGGAGUGGACAACAACCUCGGAACUCCCCUUUGAAACGCCGCUACCGGAGAGCAUGCUUUUCCAUAGCAUCUUUGUCUGUCCCGUCUCCAAGGAACAGACCACCGAGGAUAACCCCCCCAUGGUGAUCCCCUGCGGCCACAUGCUGGCACGUGAGACACUGCAGAAACUGUGCAAGGGUAACCGUUUCAAAUGUCCCUACUGCCCAAGCGAGGGUUUGAUGAAGGAUGCCCGGAGGGUUGUCCUGUAG
Molecule: messenger RNA, 1383 nt
Organism: Dichotomopilus funicola
Lineage: Eukaryota; Fungi; Ascomycota; Sordariomycetes; Sordariales; Chaetomiaceae
Product: CTLH/CRA C-terminal to lish motif domain-containing protein
Exons: 3
Coding region: 1-1383 (460 amino acids)
Biological process (GO): proteasome-mediated ubiquitin-dependent protein catabolic process
Cellular component (GO): GID complex; cytoplasm; nucleus
Molecular function (GO): ubiquitin protein ligase activity
Source: RefSeq, a predicted model, not a curated record